AUGCGUUUGAAUAGUCCCAUUGCUGCAUUUGCCACUUUCGGCUCUUUGGUUUGGGCUCUACCUACGGAGGAUGCUAGCAACACUCCUAAGACAUUGCGAGAUGUGAUUGUCUUCCCCAACAACACCUGGGUAGAGAAUAUUGCUGUGCGAUCAAACGGAAAAUUACUUGUUACUCUGUUGAACAUACCCGAAGUCUGGGAGGUUGAGCCACUCUCUGGGUCUGCUGAGCUCGCAUACUCAUUCCCCAACGCCAACGCAUGUCUAGGGAUUACAGAGGUGGGGCACGACAUCUUUGCUGUUAAUGUUGGAAAUUUGUCUGCGCCUGCUACGGGUGCACCUGGCAGUUGGAGCGUAUGGACACUAGACUACAAUACGGCAAAUUCCAGCUCUAACAGGCCAACACCAAAGGAAAUUACUGCUAUUCCACCGGCAGUCUUCUUAAAUAGCCUUGCCAGCCUACCCACCAAGCCUGGUGUUGUCCUGGCAGGCGACUCUUUCCUCGGUCAAAUCUUUGCGGUAGACACCACUGAUGGCCAUUACAACGUCGCCAUAGAUGUGCCAGAGUUCAAGCCUAACGCAACUGCCGCUAUCCAGUUUGGUGUCAAUGGCAUCAAAAUCCACGACGGACAUUUAUAUUUCACUAAUUCUUUGAAGUCACCUCUUCUUGCCAGCAUACCAUUGUCCACCAAUGGGACCGCUUCCGGACCCGUGAAGACCAUUGCGAAGAGUGCACAAUACCCGGUUAAUUCGGGAUUUCAAGCAGAUGAUUUCGCACUGGAUGCUACGGCCGAAUAUGCAUGGGUUGCAACUAAUCUUUCCAACUUGAUUGUUCGAAUUACCAUAGCUACGGGAAAGCAGCAGGUUGUAGCUGGCGAGAGUUCAGAUCCUGUGGUUGCGGGUGCAACUAGUGCUGCUUUUGGAAGAAAUUGGUACAAUAGGCAUAUACUAUAUAUUGUUACAGAUGGUGGAUUAGGUGACCCAAGUUCUGCUGGAGUUACAGGUGGCAAGAUUGUAGCCCUUGAUACUACCAAAUUAUAA
Messenger RNA from Trichoderma gamsii, 1038 nucleotides. RefSeq lists its product as hypothetical. NCBI's taxonomy places the organism in Eukaryota, Fungi, Ascomycota, Sordariomycetes, Hypocreales, Hypocreaceae. Bases 1 to 1038 code for a protein of 345 amino acids. The transcript has a single exon. The record is from RefSeq and is a predicted model, not a curated record.